Molecule: messenger RNA, 700 nt
Organism: Serinus canaria (Common canary)
Lineage: Eukaryota; Metazoa; Chordata; Aves; Passeriformes; Fringillidae
Product: feather beta keratin-like
Exons: 2
Coding region: 55-390 (111 amino acids)
Cellular component (GO): intermediate filament
Molecular function (GO): structural constituent of cytoskeleton
Source: RefSeq, a predicted model, not a curated record
UUCUCCUCAAGCCUUCUGCUCCUGCUGACAACCAGGCACCCUCCACACCACACCAUGGCUUGCUACAACCGCUGCAGUCCCUGCGGACCCACCCCGCUGGCCAACAGCUGCAACGAGCCCUGUGCCCUGCAAUGCCAGGAUUCCCAUGUCAUCAUCAACCCUUCCCCUGUGCUGAUCACCCUGCCAGGACCCAUCAUGAGCUCCUUCCCCCAGAACACCGCCGUCGGAUCCACCUCCUCCGCUGCUGUGGGCACUGAGCUCAGUGUGCAGGGACAGCCCAUCUCUGGUGGCUUUGGUGGCUUUGGCUAUGGCCUUGGCUAUGGUCGUGGGUUUGGCUAUGGUCUGGGAGGCCUGGGCUGCUAUGGCAGAAGGGGUGGCUCCAUCUGUUAAGGGGCCAGCCUGGGCUGCCUGCAAACAUGGCCCAUCUAUCUCCUGUUCUCCCAGUCCCUGCUCUGCAUGGACCCUUUGACUCUGUCCAGCUCCUCUGCUGCAAACCCCUUCUCCCAAGCCAGACACCACUGGGCCCCUUUCAUGGACUCCUCCCACUGUGGGGCAGAAUGUUCUUGGUGCUCAGGAAAAAUCUCCUGAGAGCAAAGGAACUUGGCUGAUGGUCACCCUACUUUCACCUCAGCCCACUCCUUUCUACUGGAUGCUCAUGACCUUUCAUUCUUCAUCCUCAAUAAAGUUUUUCUGUAGCAUA